CCCAACUAGUAACAGACAGCCCUCUUCUUCGCAGACGCCCCUGGAGUCCUGAACCCAGAAAGGCACGACCACCACCGCCGGCCGGGAAGCAAGCUCAAACCCUAACCGCCGGCCGGGAAGCAAGCUCAAACCCUAACCGCCGGCGACGCCAGCACGAUGGCCCGCUACGACCGCGCGAUCACCGUCUUCUCCCCCGACGGCCACCUCUUUCAGGUCGAGUACGCCCUCGAGGCCGUCCGCAAGGGCAACGCCGCCGUCGGCGUCCGCGGCACCGACACAGUCGUCCUCGGCGUCGAGAAGAAGUCCACCCCCAAGCUCCAGGACUCCAGGUCCGUGCGCAAGAUCGCUAGCCUGGACACCCACAUCGCGCUGGCGUGCGCGGGGCUCAAGGCUGAUGCGCGCGUUCUCAUCAACCGCGCGAGGGUCGAGUGCCAGAGCCACCGACUCACCGUCGAGGACCCCGUCACCGUCGAGUACAUCACCCGCUACAUCGCCGGCCUGCAGCAGAAGUACACACAGAGUGGUGGUGUUCGCCCCUUCGGCCUCUCCACCCUCAUCGUCGGCUUCGACCCCUACACCGACAAGCCGGCCCUGUACCAGACCGACCCAUCCGGUACCUUUUCUGCCUGGAAGGCCAACGCCACGGGGAGGAACUCGAACUCCAUGCGGGAAUUCCUCGAGAAGAACUACAAGGAGACCUCCGGCAAGGAGACUAUCAAGCUCGCCAUCCGUGCACUUCUAGAGGUUGUUGAAAGUGGUGGGAAGAACAUCGAGGUUGCAGUGAUGACAAAGAAGGAUGGUCUCCGUGAACUUGAGGAGGCUGAGGUUGAUGAAUAUGUUGCCGAGAUUGAGGCAGAGAAGGCUGCAGCUGAGGCUGCAAAGAAGGGUGCCCCGAAGGACACCUAAUUCUUGGCUUCUGCUGUACCUUCAAUCAACACUUUGUUUGUCUUUAUCAUAUUCCAUGCACUAUAUUAACUGUUUUAGAGGAACGCUAGAUUGUUAGGUGAAACUGUAUGCUUCUAUGCCUGUAGAGUCGCAUGCUGUGCAAUGUGCUUAUCCACAUGCCUUCCUCGGAAUGCUUCAAUUUCAUCUACUGUAUCCGCUGGACAGUUGAAAGUUCAAUCCUUGUUCACCAAAUUCCGUUG
Setaria italica (foxtail millet) is the source of this 1145-nucleotide messenger RNA. RefSeq names its product proteasome subunit alpha type-7-B. NCBI's taxonomy places the organism in Eukaryota, Viridiplantae, Streptophyta, Magnoliopsida, Poales, Poaceae. The coding region runs from base 157 to 906 and encodes 249 amino acids. Gene Ontology annotation, biological process: ubiquitin-dependent protein catabolic process. The record is from RefSeq and is a predicted model, not a curated record. Gene Ontology annotation, cellular component: proteasome core complex, alpha-subunit complex; nucleus; proteasome core complex. The transcript is spliced from 3 exons.